Molecule: messenger RNA, 756 nt
Organism: Thermochaetoides thermophila DSM 1495
Lineage: Eukaryota; Fungi; Ascomycota; Sordariomycetes; Sordariales; Chaetomiaceae
Exons: 3
Coding region: 1-756 (251 amino acids)
Biological process (GO): ubiquitin-dependent protein catabolic process
Cellular component (GO): nucleus; proteasome core complex; proteasome core complex, alpha-subunit complex
Source: RefSeq, a predicted model, not a curated record
AUGUUCAGGAACAACUACGACAACGACUCAGUCACAUUCUCCCCGCAAGGGCGGAUAUUCCAGGUCGAAUAUGCGGCCGAGGCAGUAAAGCAGGGCUCCGUCGUGAACCCCAAACCAGCGCAACGCCGAAGAACUCUCGUCCUACCAAAAAAACUCUUCCCCAUCGACGAGCAUGUCGGAAUCGCUAUUGCAGGCCUCACAUCGGAUGCGCGUGUGCUCUCCAAUUUCAUGAAGCAGCAGUGCCUGGGCCACCGCCUGACCUACGGCCGCAGCAUGCCCGUGCGGACCCUGGUCGACCUGAUCGGGUCUAAGGCUCAGAUCAACACCCAGCACUACGGAAAGCGCCCCUACGGUGUGGGCUUGCUGAUCGCCGGCGUCGACGAGCACGGCCCGCACCUGUUCGAGUUCCAGCCGUCCGGCAUGACCGAGGAGAUGAUCGCCUUCGCCAUAGGCGCCCGCAGCCAGAUGGCCCGUACUUACUUGGAGAAGCACCUGGACAAGUUCGCCGACUGCAGCCGCGACGAGCUGAUUCGUCAUGGCCUACGCGCCCUUAAGGAGAGCUUGGUCCAGGACCGUGAGCUGACUAUCGACAACACCAGUGUCGGCGUGGUCGGCAUUAAGGAGCAAGGAGAGGACGGUGCUGCGGCAAAGAUUGAGCCAUUCCGGGUCUACGAUGGCCAGGAUGUGGCAGAGUGGAUAGAGAGCGUGUCUGACGAAAGGGGCGCCGAGGGCGAAGGCAUGGAGGUCGACUCAUAG